CACAGGAGAUCCCUGAGGAGAAGACCAGCGUAGACCGGGGUUAGCCACGACUCACACAGCCUGCCACCAGAUCCGGUUUGGAGCCAGAUUUUAGUCUUCAGAGCCGCAGCACCAGGUUAGAUUCCCGACCAGAACCACCGUGUAGCAGUCAUGUCUGUGGCGGGACUGAAGAAGCAAUUCCACAAAGCCACUCAGAGAGUGAGCGAGAAAGUCGGAGGAGCAGAAGGAACAAAGCUCGAUGUGGACUUCACUGAAAUGGAAAAGAGGGUGGACACCACCGCUCGAGCCGUGAUGGACAUCAUGACAAAAACCACUGAGUAUCUGCAGCCAAACCCAGCCACCAGAGCCAAGAUGAGUAUGAUGAACUCCAUGUCCCGUAUGCGAGGACAGGAGAAGGGGCCGGGGUACACACAGACCGAGACCAUCCUGGCAGAGUCCAUGCAGAGGUUCGGCAGGGAGCUCGGAGAGGACUCUACCUUUGGUGUGGCUCUAAUUGAUGCUGGAGAGGCUAUGCGUGAGCUGGGUGAGGUGAAGGACGCUCUAGACAUGGAGGUGAAGCAGAACUUCAUUGAUCCAAUGCAGAACCUUCAUGAUAAAGACCUCAAGGAGAUUCAGCAUCACCUGAAGAAACUGGAGGGUCGCCGUCUGGACUUCGAUUAUAAGAAGAAACGUCAGGCCAAAGUGACAGAGGAUGAGCUCAAACAGGCACUGGAGAAAUUUGAUGACUCCAAGGAGGUCGCUGAGCAGAGCAUGUUCAACUUGUUGGAGAGUGAUAUCGAACAGGUGAGCCAGCUGGCGGCGUUGGUCCAUGCUCAGGUGCAGUACCACACCCGGUCCGCUGAGAUCCUGACACAGCUCUCCAGCAAGAUCGACGAACGGAUAAGAGAAAUCUCUAACAAACCGAGGAAAGACUUCAUGCCAAAGCCUCGUACGUCUCUGGACUUAAGCAUCAGUGAGAACUACAACGGAGGACUCCAUGGAGCUCGCUCUCCAGGUGCCAGGUCUCCAGCAAGGUCUCCAGCAAGAUCUCCAGCCAGGUCUCCAGCCCCCUUGGAUCAGCCCUGCUGCCGCGCUUUGUACGACUUUGACCCUGAGAACGAAGGUGAGCUAGGCUUCAAGGAAGGAGACAUCAUUACCCUGACCAAUAAGAUCGACGACAAUUGGUACGAGGGUAUGCUGCAUGGCAACUCGGGCUUUUUCCCCAUCAACUAUGUGGAUAUCCUGGUGCCGUUGCCCCAGUAAGAAGACAAGACUACAGUAGUGUCUGCAAUGAAUCCUGGCCUCCAGUUGCAGUAUUUCCACUAACCUUUUCCCAAACAUUCCUACUAACACAACUUUAUUUUUCUGUUAAGGCGUCAAAAAGCAAUGAAUAAAUAUGAACAAGACUUACCAAAGUGCAGGAUGGCCUAAAAAGUGUAAAAACUCAGCAUUGACGUAACUUCUUCUCCGUCUCACUUAAAGUACUUUCAAGCUUCUCUAGUCAUUUUUGCAUUUUGUCUCUGUUGUAGUCAGCUGUCAGUCCAUCACUAGUUUAUUGAACAUCUUUACUAAUUCAUGCUUUCUCUCAGUCUUCGUAUUUUGUGGAGAUACAGUAGAUAGAAGCAUUUCUUUCACAUACAACUGACAAAACAAACGAGUCUACAUGCAUUUUGUUUGUCAGGCAUGUAGCUCAAAUAAUUUGAACAAAAACAUGUAGUAGUUUUAGUGUAAAAUUUUCCUCCUUUUAAAAUAGGUUUUCCCUGACAGUUAUAGUCUCUUUCCUAAAACAUUCAUUUCCUGUCAUGUAAAAAAACCUUUGAUCCAGAGGAGUUUUGCCAAGGUUACAGACAUGUUUAUCAGGCUGUCCUUUUUCUCACAUGGGACAAAUGUCUUCAUGUUUGAUGCAACAUGGUGAAGGAAGUCAUAGCAACAUAUGAAACACGUGUUAUGAUCUCUCAUUUUUGCAGCAAUCCACAAAAAAUAUGGUGGAUGCAUUCAAGUCCUCCAAUAUGUAACAAUAGAAAACAUAGUUUGUGUAUUGUGACCUUAAAAGUCUUGUAGAAAAGGUUUGGAUUUUUUAAUGUGGGGUCCUGUUGAGUUUUUAUCAGCAGGCAGCAUCUUACCUGAGGAAGAUAACUUUUUGAAGGACUUCAGUUUGGAGAAACAGAUUAAUUCCUGUUAGCUAACAUCUACUCAGAGCAGGUCCAGGACCUUAUUGCAGAUUUCUGUUAUCAUAAAACAACUCAUCUAAAAUAUUUCAUGGAUUGUAUGCAAGCAUUAUUUUAUAAACCUUUAUGGCAUGGGAUAUGGGUUUCCAACUAGACAGCCACAAGGUGUGAACAAUGAAUGACAGAAUUAUUUAUUAGUCUGUUUUCAAGCAUGUAACCAGGUCGCCAUGCGAAGCAGUGCAGUUUACAAAAUUUUUUAGCAGGUGUUUGUUCGUACUGACCGUAGUAUUUCUGCACUGUAGUCAUAGAACACAUUGCACAACACAACACAUGUUUUACAUAAAUCACAGACUGCAAAGAACUGCAGAUGAUCACAGUCUUCAGUUUAAAUAACCAAUAAAUGUGAAGGUGAUGGCAGUUUGAAGAAUUAUAACAUAAGAUUUGCAUAAAUUGCAUUUAUGAAACUGGGGUUGUUUAAAGAUAUCAGAAAUCCUUUCUGAAACUACGUGCUUAGCUCUCUAAACUGAAAUUAGUCAAAGAGUUAUUUCUGCAAGUAAAACACUGACUGCUCAAUACUACUAUCAAACUCACUAAAAAUAUUUAAACUAUCGUUAUUUAACUGCUCAUUAGAACAAAUGUUUCUUCUGCAGAGGUAGAUGUUGUGUUGCCUAUUGCUGUGGAAAUCUAAAAGCUUCUGGUACAACUUCACCGACUCCCAAGGUGCAUGGAGAGGGCUCAAAAAUCUGGACCAAGAGGCAAAACCUACUGGGAAGCAACUUUCUUAGCAAUAAAUCCAACCCACAAGCCAAAACCUGUUGGUCGGCUAAUAAAGUUGCUUCCCAGUAAGUUUAGCCUCUUGGUCCAAUAAGUAACCUGUAGUUUAUUUGUAGAAAACACUAAGAGGAAGCUAGAUGUGAAUAUUUACAGGAGAAAAAACAAAAUGUGCAAAUAGCGGCAAGGAUUGAGGGUUCAUUUAUACUUUUUGAGGUAAUAAAGAUUUGAAAUAAAUAUUUUUCUUUUUCCAUAUCUCAACAGAACUCAAAAUUUGUUUGAUUUAUCCAUAUAGACCAUGCAUGGCGAUGAGAUUGUUUUCUGAAAAUCAAAAACUCACUGUUCUGUUUUUAUUAGCUUGAUGCAGCGGUGCACACGUCAUCUCUUUAAGACUUUAUACUCUUCUACGUCGACGAUACAUUAAACGUUCUGCAGAUGUUUUCAGCGUAUUAAUGUUGAUGCAUGUAUUUUAAGGGAAAUGAGUGUAUUUGGGUUUGCAUAUUGCUCAUGUUCUGCACAGAAACAAGUAAAGAGAACCUCUGCUGCUAACAGGUACAGUUUCAGACUGUGUUUAGCUUCAAAACAAUAAUCAAGGGAUCAGUUUACUACAUUCAACGGCGCUACAAUAAAGGAUGCAAAAUCAACUCAAUAUAUAUAAAGUGUUACUUUUUUGUCAAAGGAAAGCACAAUUUUUUGUUGGCUGGUGAAAAAUAGUGCUACAGUUUGAAGAGGUUGUGUAUUUAUUCAUUUUUUAAGCUAAAUUCUUUCUUCCUUCUUUCUCUCACUUUUUUUAAAAAUUCUGUGUAUCUUUGCCCUCAAUGAGGACUGUACAGCUUUUUCUGUGUUUUGUUUUCACCUUGUGUGUAUAGUCACGCAUCUUCAGUAACGUAUCUUAUUUUUGUAACUGUGUCAAAAGUAUUCACAAACAGUAUAGAUGUGUGUAUAUAUAUAUAGAGUAUAUAACACAGAAGUGAUGUAAUACGUUGGGAGUAAGGAGUUUGUGGUACUCUGUGCUGCACAUGAUUGUCUGAAAUAUCUUUUUUGUGUUUUGUUCUGUUGUUGCACUGGAUUCUAUGACUGUACGCUUGAUGUAAAGAUAAGAAAUGUGAUGAGUCAAUGUAAUUUAUUCAAAUAAAUGACAAGAAAUGGUUAUUCCCCAA
Girardinichthys multiradiatus is the source of this 4078-nucleotide messenger RNA. It is a transcript of the gene sh3gl2a, whose product is annotated as SH3 domain containing GRB2 like 2a, endophilin A1. Bases 151 to 1242 code for a protein of 363 amino acids. Lineage: Eukaryota; Metazoa; Chordata; Actinopteri; Cyprinodontiformes; Goodeidae. The record is from RefSeq and is a predicted model, not a curated record. The transcript has 13 exons. Gene Ontology annotation, molecular function: protein binding. Gene Ontology annotation, biological process: synaptic vesicle uncoating. Gene Ontology annotation, cellular component: cytoplasm; glutamatergic synapse; presynapse.